AGCAUCGGUGACCCUCAAUCCAGCUCCAAGUGUGAACUAUGGAAGAGAUUAAUAAUAUUGAAGUUGUUCCGUGCACAGAGUCCGACUACCUGAAGCCGUUCAGGGUUCAUUAUAAUCAGAAUGGCACAAAGAAAUCCUGGGACUUCAUGCGAACCCAUGACAGUGUAUCGGUGCUGAUCUUCAACACCACCUCACACUGUUUUGUCCUCGUAAAGCAGUUCCGUCCAGCUGUAUACAUGUGUGAGUGGGAAAAGACCAAGACGCAGCCGCCUCAGUCUGCUGAAAAAACCGAGGAGGGCACCUCCGAAGCUGCAGCUCCGGAGUCUCAGGAGGGCCAGUCGGCCUCAGAGGGAGAGAGCUCUUCUCAGUGGCCCCCAGCCUCGGCGGGGGUCACCUACGAGCUCUGUGCCGGCCUGGUGGACAAACCUGACCUCUCACUGGAGGAGAUUGCCAGGCAGGAGGUGCUGGAGGAGUGUGGCUACGAUGUGCCCGCUUCCAAGCUGAAGAGGAUUACUUCUUACAGGUCAGGUGUAGGUGUAACAGGUGCCAAGCAGACCAUGUUUUACGCCGAGGUGUCUGAUGACAACUGCGUCAGCGCAGGUGGAGGUGAGCCGCGGGAGGGCGAGCUUAUCGAGGUGGUCAAAGUCCCACUGCAUGAGGCCAUGACGUUUGCCUACGACGAGCGUAUACCCAAAACCAUGGGCGUCAUUUUUAGUUUCAUCUGGUUCCAUAAUAACAUGUCUCCCAAGUACAAGAUCUCCACCAAUGUGUAACUAGUAUUAACUAACUCCUCUUUCUACCAUUUAUUCCAGUUUCAAUCAAACACUGGCCCAGCACAUCCACUCUUUCCCUUAUGGCUUUUCAUCCUGUAUUGCCUUUUUGCUUAUUGGUACAUGAUGAAGGGUGGGCACCUUGUCUUGUUGCCAACUGGUAUCUUUAAGUUUUGUCCUGUUAACUUUUUUAUGUGGUCUUAAUAUUUUUCCUAAAAGCAAAUUUGCCAUAGCUGGUUGUCACUGGCACUUUUUUUUUUUUUUGUUUUUUUUUUAUAUGCUGAUCAUUUUGUUUACUGUGCCAUCUGUUAUAAAUGGCUGCAUAUCACUGAUUUCAUUAGCCUGCCCUUAAUUAAAGGAAUGCUCCACUGCUUUUAAUGUGGAUCUUGAAUGUUAUCUACAUGACAUUGGCUACCUUCUAGAUACAAUAUUGGCCAAGAAAAAGCCAUUUACCAUUCUUCAGACCUCUUUCCAUUAUUCCUACAACACAGAGUACUCAACCUCUCCAUUUUAGAGUUGAAGUUUUUGACUUGUAAAUAACAUUUACAUCAACCUUGAUUACAAACCAGAAUUUGAGAUAUUUUUGAAAGCUCAAAUAUAUUGGUCUUGUCGCUUAAUAAAACUAUCAUACUAUGAUAUUAGUGUAAUUAUGAGGAAGUGCCUAAAAAACAAACAAGUAUGGAGACUCCAUGUCAGCCAAAGACCAGUGUUCAAUAUAAUUAAACACAGUUUUAAAGGAUAUGGUGUUAUAUUACCAGUGCACAGUAUUUCCAUUUUCACAGGGUCAGCUCUACUCUUCAACAUCAGGAUGAUGUGAACUCUUGCAAGUCAUAACGUAGGACUCUUUCCCAUCUCUACCUUCUAUCUUACUUAAAAUGAAAGCGGCAUUAAGGCGUGAUGCUAACCAGCAAUUUACCUCUUUUUAGUCUCAGUUUGCUAACAUUUAACACGCUAAUGUUUCCACUGGAGUCAUCUAUACAAACAUUUCUACUUGCCUGACAAAGUGUGCAAAGAUUUAAAAAACAAAAGCAGUGGAGUGUUCCUUUAAUCCAUGAUCCAGUAAUGCAAAAACUAUGCUAGUCGUGUGGGGCCUUGUAACAAUCGAGGUGUUUAGGCAUGCCUCAUUUAAGUUCUCUGAUCCACAGCCUUUAAGCAAUACUUAUCACAUUACCCCAAGCUUAACAAUCACUCCAUAUCACUGAAAUCAACUCUCACUCUGUUUCAAAUUCUUCAUAAAGUCAAACCAGUCGAUAUAUUCGCAAACUUAAUUCACUGCUCAUGACAAGCAUACACCUACCUCUGCACCGAGGGCCUAAUUUCUGUUUUCAGUGUAUCAUCAUACCGAAGCACAAUCCUGAUUAAAAGCAUACUCUGUUAGUCGAAGACACUUUAAUCCACUUCUAAUGGCAUCGACACACAUAUAGUUAGGGAUGUGAAAAGCUGUAGUGUUUUGCUAUUUGUUUUCCAAGUCUGACAUGGAAGAGAGGUUUUCUUUUUAGCUUUUAGAAAAAGGAGUGAAACAAAUAUGUUCCAAAGAAGAAGGCAACUGGACUCCUUUUUAUGUUUUUUUUGAAGACAUUCAAUCUCUCAUCCAAAUGGUUUCUUCAGUUCAUACUGACUGGUCUUUAUUCCUAACAACCCAAGACUCUCAUGACUCAAGGUGUGAGUGGUUGUGAAACCACCAGGUGAGAGAUGACUCAAAGCGUCAAUGGAAUAAUCUUGGGAAGGUGUCUCAGGAUGGUGUUAUAAGUACCUGAUAAGUGGAGGCAUUGACCACCUCCUCUAUUUAGAGAUGGUUGCAGUCCAAUGCAAUGAGGAGUGCACAGACCUUUAUAUAGGGGAGAAUAAACAACUGCUCCACAAGCACAAUACAGGAGACAUACUGUAUCCCCUCAGGACAAGUCUCAGCAGUGCACCAGCAUCUAGAGAGUAGAGAUGCUCUUUAAGGACAGCUGUGUUCACAUUCUAGACAGAGACAGAUGGAGUUAAGGAAACCGGUAUGUCUUUAAGAGCCAAAAAGAAGUCCAUUUGCCUUCUACUGAAGCAAUUGUCAUAACCUGGAUGACUGAGAAUCUACUCAAACGAAUACAGAGCAUACGGUAACAAAAAAAAAAAAAAAAAGCCAAAUCUUCAGUCUUUAUGAUUUCUAACAGUUAAAUUCACAUGCAGCACCUCAAGGUUCCAUGUUAAACACAUGAAUCAGGGUUCAGGAGCAUGUUUAAAAGGACUUAGCCCAUCUGAAGUAUUGCUUUUGAUUAAAUAAUUUGCGAGUUCCCAUGUAGAAAACCUUAGAUGGUCAUUACCUUACAAACCUAAUCUCAUAAAGUGAAUCUCAACAGCAGUUUGCCAAACUCUCAGGUCCUAACUGUCAAACUUUUGGCCAUAUUCAGGGUGAAUCUCUGGAUGUCACAAUGACCAGCAUGUUAUGAUACUAUUACAUUCAAAUCACUUGCAGCUUGAGCAACUACAGGCAACAAAGUUGUUACCAUUCCUACUCUAUGUUACUACUUUUCUUUUUCAAAAAGGGCUGGUACUUCAUUUAUUAUUUAACAUGUGAAAAGGAAGAAAUUCCCACCCUGUAGUCUUGUUGAAAAUAUGCAAGAACUGAAGCAAAUCCAAUGAUAUUUUUAGAAAAUGAAUGCUCAUUUAACACAGAUACCACAUCUCAUUAUUUUAACAAUAUUACAACUUGCUAAAGGAGAACUACACUAGCAGAUUUUGCAGUAGCCGGUGAUUUCAUGUUCAGAUCUCCUCGGUGCACCUGCAGUUUGAAAGUUGGGAAAUACAGUGUGUGUGACAAAACUGUAGUGGUUAAACUUUAACUGUUAAGUGGGUAUUAAAUGGCCUGCCUGCAUAACGUGUUGGUGUUUUGUUGAAGAUAUCAUGGAAAAGGUGUUUCAGAUAUUCGGUUAUUAAGGAUUUAAAGUGCAAUGUCAAUAGCAGCUUAACCCUCUGAACCCCAAAACCUGCUGGCGGGUUUCAAAAGGCGUCUUAUCUUUAAAAAUCACCAAAACUACUCGAUUUACCAAAACCACAAACUAGAUUUUCACCCUUUGAAGGGAUGUAUCAUGUAGGAUGUGUUGUUCUGUCUACAAAUAACUAAAUCUAAGUGUACAACCCAUUAAACGCUGUGAUAUAUUAUCAGAAACACUUUAUUCUAUGUCCUUCUUAAAAAUUCUUU
This is a messenger RNA of Stegastes partitus (bicolor damselfish), 3951 nucleotides long. It is a transcript of the gene nudt14, whose product is annotated as nudix (nucleoside diphosphate linked moiety X)-type motif 14. Gene Ontology annotation, biological process: nucleoside phosphate metabolic process; ribose phosphate metabolic process. The record is from RefSeq and is a predicted model, not a curated record. Lineage: Eukaryota; Metazoa; Chordata; Actinopteri; Pomacentridae. Gene Ontology annotation, molecular function: metal ion binding; UDP-sugar diphosphatase activity. Bases 39 to 773 code for a protein of 244 amino acids. The transcript is spliced from 5 exons.